AUGAAGCUAAUUAAUGAAACGGACCUUCAUUAUGCUGUUGUAGAAUAUCUUAAAAAGUACCAUCCAAAAGCCCUAAUCCUACCGGGACUAGGAGAGUACCAGGAUACAUCACAAAAGAGAUGCGACGCUUGGAGGAAGGGAUAUAUGGGUGGACAGCCUGAUCUCACAAUAGUAACUCCAAGUAAUGGUUUCCAUGGAUUCGCAAUAGAACUCAAGACCCCAAAGGGCACAGGUGAAGUUAGGGACAACCAGGUGUCAUGGUUAAAGGUGUUAAACGAAAAUGGAUACCGGACACUAAUAUCUAACAAUUACACAAAGAUAGUGCUAGAUAUAGAGGAGUACUUUAGGGUCGACAAGAUAAAGAAACCCCUGGAGGAAAUAAACAAUCUUAAGAUAAAGUGCAAGACUCUAAAGGCUAGUAAGUGUAAGGAAGUUGUAAUCCGACAAAUUGGUUACACAGUAGGUAAGUACUAGAGUGGAAAUGGGGAGCCAGGGAAUGAAAUUUAGAAAAUGCUCGGUAAAUGCUGUCGGGCAUUUUUAAGCAAUCCCAUCAUACUGUCAAGUAGAUUUAGGUUAUCUUGUAAGUAGAUUCAAGUUAUCUUGUAAGAUAACUUACAAGAAGAUUUAAGUUAUCUUACAAGUAGAUUCAAGUUAUCUUACAAGUAAAUUUAAGUUAUCUUAUAAGUAGAAUCAAAGAUAACUUGCAAGAUAAAACCCAGUUAAACCUUAGGUAUCUUACAAGUAGAAUGGAAGAUAAACCUGAGAAAAAUCAAGUACCAGUAACAAGUGAAAAAAAGAAGGACCCAAAAAGAGUAGCUGCGGGAAAACGACUGGGAGCAAUCAGUAGAAUAGCAAAGGAAGGGAAAAGGAAACAAGCUGAACCUAACGACUAUCUAGUAAUGAUAGUAUGA
Molecule: messenger RNA, 911 nt
Organism: Paramuricea clavata
Lineage: Eukaryota; Metazoa; Cnidaria; Anthozoa; Malacalcyonacea; Plexauridae
Source: the annotation of a GenBank genome assembly